AUGUGGGCACGCACGCAACUGGCCUGGCAUAAGAAGUUGCCCUUCAACGGGGAGCACCUGAAGCUUAUGGGUCAGCUCUUCGACUACUUGCGCGCGAUUGAGUCUUGGGCAGACUUGGAUGGAGGUCAUUGGGAGGAGCAUUCUGCCAUCCAUGCAUCUUCCAUUGGGCCACCUUUAGCAGCGGUGAAGCUUUUCACGAAGGUGGCUGCCAGGGACGGCUUCUUGCCCCCCUGCAAAUCCGACACCUUGGAGGUCCUUGAAAAGAAUCUGCAGGCGGCCUUGUUGAAGAUCCUUCCGGGGGAGAUUACUUUUCCUGCUGAGCUGGCCAGAGAUGCGGAUGCAGCGGCGGUCUUCUUGGCAUAUCCCUUGGAGGUCGUAGACGACCAACUGGGACUUCAGAUCAUGGAGCGCCUCACAAAGGUCAUGGGCCAUAUUGGCAUGUGCCGUUACAGAAAGGAUAGCUAUUGGUGCAAGGACUACAAAGACAAGGUUGGAGAUGAUCCGACCAAACACUUCACAGAUGAAGAACUGAAGGAACGGGACAGGCUCCUUCAAGAGGGAGAAGAAGCGCAGUGGUGUCUUUUUGAUCCGAUGGUUAGCGCCUUCUAUGGCCGCAUGUACCAGAAGACCCAGGAUGCGCAGUAUUUGAAGCUCCAGCAGCUUUUUCUGGCCAGGUCUUUGGCGGCCAUUACAGGAGAUGACUGCCCCUAUGGUCCAUGGCACUGUGCAGAGGCGUAUUACUUGGAGAAGGACCGAUGGGUGCCAAAUGAUGACACACCGUUGGUUUGGACACAGAUCGACCUCAAGAUGGCCUUGUUUGAGAUGGAGAGGAGUUUGAACGUGCUCAACUGA
Molecule: messenger RNA, 852 nt
Organism: Durusdinium trenchii
Lineage: Eukaryota; Dinophyceae; Suessiales; Symbiodiniaceae
Source: the annotation of a GenBank genome assembly